This is a messenger RNA of Mycena citricolor, 2128 nucleotides long. Lineage: Eukaryota; Fungi; Basidiomycota; Agaricomycetes; Agaricales; Mycenaceae. The record is from the annotation of a GenBank genome assembly.
GUUACUCCGCUUUCCAUCGGUCUCAAUGAUGGAACUGGCUCCGAAAACUACGACACUAGAUAUCGACUAUCCCGCAGUCAAGCGGCCCACGUUACAGGCGGAAAUCGGAACUGAAUAGCAAACAUAACCGCCAAGAUCAAAGUCAAACCGCCACUGAUGCCGGCGGGAGAAUCGUUCAUGUCGAGUUCUAUGGCCUAAGGGAUAUCGAUGUAGCAAGUGGAUAGACUCGCAGGUCAGAUCAGGACCUGCGCACAGCCACAUAAAGCUGAUGAAACCUGAUACUGGAUUAUAAAUACACAAUAAUUAGUAUACAGUCAUUACAAGAGACGUGGGUACUUGGGAAAUCGGGGGAUGCACCACUCUGAGGAAGCGGCGCUGGCUAUGGCUACAUGAUAUACGGCAGAGCAGAAACCAGAAAUCAGGGUCAAGAUUAUAAAAACAAGCAGGAGGAAGAACCCAUGGACAUCUGAGCAGAUGGAUCGUCGUGCGACUACUCGAACUCGUUUGCGUAGCUCGCUGCAUAUGCCAUAUCGACCGGUUUCGCAAUCAACAUUCCGAUGUCGAUCGACGGCCGCGCAGCGAAAUGCAGUUCUCCUGAAUCAGACGCAAACUCGAACGGGGGGUAAUGCACCGGCUCAGGCGCAGGAGUAGGAGCAGCAGACUCUGGGUACUGCAGUUGCGGAGACAGCGAUGAGGUCUGAGCAACUGGCGUCGGGGUCGAAGAUUCCAUGACAACAGGGUCUUGGACAUCGUACACUUCAGGCGCGGGCGGCUCCGAGUACUGAGGCGCGGGCGGGUGGAAUUCGACCGAGUUCAGCGGGGAGACAGGGUUCAUCGGCUGGGGUGCGUGCAGCACGGACGCCUGUUGUACUUCGAAGUUCGCCAUCGCCAGCUCGGAAACCGGCGCUCCACCAAAGGUGUUCAGGAAACCCGGGUGGAAAAGCGACGUGUCCGCAUCCGGAAGCUCCUCCGGCAGCUGCUGCUCAUACUCUGCAGCGUCGCUGCCGCAAGUGUUGAACUUGAACGACGUCGGGGAGAAGAACGCCUGCGCACUGCUUGCCCGGCGGCCGAUCGGAUCAAAAGUGUUCGCAGCGUAACCGGUUCCACCAGCAGCAUACCACGUCGACGAAUACGAGUUGCGGAACCCGAAGCUGAAGCUCGGUCGCAUGUAACCAGUCGACCCCAUCGAACCCCACGAUAACGACAUCCGCUGUGAACCCGCGCUGAUGCCGAUCGCAGCACCCGACAACGAAUCUUCCGCAGCGGUCGGCGGCGGGGGCAGCAUCCACGAACCGACGUUGGUGUGGUCGAUGGGGAAAUGAAUGGGAGGAAGCGUCAGCGCAUUGGAAUUGACGCUCAUGGUCGCUUCAUCGUGUCCGUAAAAUGGUCCAUAGUGGCAUUCGGUCGGCAGCGGUACACUAGAGCUCCGACGGUGUCUCCAACGAUCAGAGGAAUCGAGCUGCUGCUGCUGCUGGUACAGGGGCAUAGGCAGCGGCAUCUGAUACGGAGAUCCCGCGGUCAACGUCGAAGACGGUGGGGAGCUCACAUCCCGGGAGAGAUAAAAAGCGCCAGGAUCCAAGUUGAGCGGGUGCGGAUACUUGGGCAUCGACAUCGGCACAUCCGUACCAUAUCCAUCGGGAAUGUUGGGGUUGUACAAAAGUUCGGGACCAGGAGACGGCGAGUCUGUGAACGCCCGGUCGGUGGCAGUCUCGCUCUUGGACAGCGCGUAUUCGGCGCGUCGGCGCACAUCGAGUUCAUUCACCGCGUCAGUGAGCUCGUCGCCUUUCUUCCCCUGCAGCAACAGCGAUGCGAUAUCCUCCGAUCGCUUCUCCUCCAUCUCGUGCUUGAUCGUCCGCGCGGCGUUGUAAUCGCUGUUGGAGUACGAGCCGAUGGGCGCGCGCGCUUUGCCGUGGACGGGUCGGAACUUGUAGUCGGGGUACAUGAUCUUGUGUUCCGCCUUGGCGUCCUUCGCCUUCUUCUCCCAUGUGGCCUUCUCGCGCAGAGACAGCGAGCGCCAGACGGUGCCUGAUGACAGAGAGAACGGUCAGCCAUCGUCAAUCACAGACACUGCGAGGACGCUCAUACCGAUGAUCUUGCUGAGACUGCUUUCGCACGGAACAGCAUGAAU